Messenger RNA from Cuscuta europaea, 9045 nucleotides. Lineage: Eukaryota; Viridiplantae; Streptophyta; Magnoliopsida; Solanales; Convolvulaceae. The record is from the annotation of a GenBank genome assembly.
GAGCCCAAAAUAGACUCCCAUCACCCCUUACAGCCAUCCAUUCGGAUUUGGCAUCAACUGAGGUGAGAUAAGCUCUGCAACCACCUCAUUCUUCACCCAUUUUCGCACCAAGGCUAAGGAAGGAGAAGGGGAGAAAUAGAGAAGAGAAAAGAGGAAGCUAGAGAGCAAAACUUGAGAUUUCCAAGGUAUUCAAGGAACUUUCACGGAGUUGAAAGGGUCGCCGGAGUUGUCACCGGAGUCCGUUGAAGUUCGCCGGAGUUUCGCCGGAGCUAAAUCGGGAAGGCUAGAACUUCAUAAGCUUCAUUAAGGUGAGAAGACGUCUUUAUGCUUUAUAACUUUUGCGUGAGGCAUGAGAUUACCUAAAGUAAUCAAGGAUGUGUUUUAUGAAAUGAGUAAAGAUAACCAAGUGUUUGCUUAUGCCAUGAUUAUACAUAAAACAUACUCCCUCCGUCCCCUUUUAAAUGUCCCGAAAGAGGGUGACACGAGUUUUAAGAAAAGUAGGUUUGUGUGGUUGAUAUUAAUAGAUAAAGUAAGAAUAAAGUAAGAAUGAUUUUGAGCCACACAAACUUUACCAAAUAAGGUAUGAGACAAUUAAAUAGGGACAUCCCAAUAUGGUAAAAUGGGGACGGAGGGAGUAGUUGAAAAGCAUGUUAUGUAGGUUUGGUGGUUAAAAGUGUGAUAACUUAUUAUGUGUGAUGUUACAGGGAUCCAAAAUGGUAUUUUUGGAUCAAGGACGUCAAGGAGGAUAUGUGUAUAAAAUUUCACGUUAAUCGGACUCCGUUUGGGUGGUCAAACGGGCGUUGACCGACAAGUCAACUGUCAUACCCGACCGGGUAUUGACACAUACCCGAUCGGGUAUUUGUUGAAAAUUAGCUUUGUGGACUACUGUCUCCUGUACUCGACCGAGUAUGGGUUGAUACUCGAUCGAGUAUUGGGUUAUGCUCAAAACGGGCAGUUUUGAGCGGGUUAAUGUGGGCCGUUCAGGUUGGACCCGCCCACGUUGGUUCCUAAGGUUGAUUAUAUGACUAUAAGGAUAGGUAUUGUCCAUAGUUGAAGGAACGAAAGGUUAGCCAUAUCCAGGUUAGGGUUUGGUAAGGAUUUAGUUUGGGGUUGAGUAUCCCCGGGACAUUAAAUGAUCCUGAAACUCGGUUGGGGUUGAGCAUCCCCGGGACUAUAAAUGAUCUUGAAACUCGGUUGGGGUUGAGCAUCCCCGGGACUAUAAGUGAUCCUGAAACUCGGUUGGGGUUGAGAAUCCCCGGGACUAUAAAUGAUCCUGAAACUCGGUUGGGGUUGAGUAUCCCCGGGACUGCAAAUGAUCCUGAAACUCGGUUGGGGUUGAGUAUCCCCGGGACGGUAAAUGAUCCUGAAACUCGGUUGGGGUUGAGUAUCCCCGGAAUGCUAAAUGCUCCCAAAACUCGGUAGGAUAUUAUGAAUAUAGAAUGUAGCUGGCGAGCUAGGCAUUCGGGAAAAGGGUGAGAAAGGUCAGGUAAGAACUUUAUCUCUAAAAGACUCUUUGAAUGAAAUGACCUAUGGGUCGAGUAUUUUACAAAUAUAUAUAUAUAUACAUGAUGGAUAGUGUACCCGGGGGGUAGCUUAUCCGAGGGGUUAUUGCGGAGAAUAACUAGAGAGAAGUCAGAGCAAACAAGUAAGAGAGAGAGUGUAUAUUCGAUAUGUAUUAAGCGUGGUUUACAAUGAGGGAAAUGGGUGCUAUUUAUAGUAGUAAUAAAUGCUAGAUAAGGACACAUGUCAGUUUUCUGGUGGUCGAGGGGUCACCUCGACCGGGGUGGCACUGGCACUCACAUGUGGCCGCAUUAAAUGCGGUGGUUGGAUGUGACGUUUGUACUUGGUACGGUGAUCCAGGCGCAUGUGAAGAGGAUAUUCUGUCGAGGUGGAUGCCUUCGGCUGAAGGGUGCUGGGCCGAAGGCUCUUCUAACCGAGGGCUCCUACCUGUCGAGGGCUGCAGGUGCCGAAGGCUUGGUUUUCAAGCCUUGUUCUCCUGUGAUGCCUCUUCUAACCGAGGGCUCCUACCUGCCGAGGGCUGUAGGUGCCGAAGGCUUGGUUUUCAAGCCUUGUUCUCUUGUGAUGCCUCUUCUAACCGAGGGCUCCUACCUGCCGAGGGCUGCAGUUGCCGAAGGCUUGGUUUUCAAGCCUUGUUCUCGUGUGAUGCAUCUUCUAACCGAGGGCUCCUACCUGCCGAGGGCUGCAGUUGCCGAGGGCUGCAGUUGCCGAAGGCUUGGUUUUCAAGCCUUGUUCUCCUGUGAUGUUUCUGAGCUCGAUUCCGUCACUGGUAGCCUUCGGCCAUGGGGCUGAAGGCACCCCUUUAUGUAUUGUGGGAUGCUUAGAGCUCCAUUUUUCUGGGCUUGGCCCAUUUGGGCCUGUUGGGCCUGAUUGUAGUAGAGGAAGUAUGUGGGCCGGGGGUCCCUGGGCCAUAUACUCCAUCAAGAGUCCCCCACUCCUUUUGCCGAAAGGUACUUGAGGGAAAAGGAGUAGCUGUGGUGAUUUCCCCGAAGGCUUCCCUGUUCUGUUGGGUGCCUCAUUUUCUCAAUUCCCCCAUAUGUCGAGGGCUGAGAGCUUCCUGAAGGGAGUGUAAGUGUGUUGCUCGUAUGUGUUUCUUUGUUGUAGUUUGUAAAGUAAAGAGAGAUCUGCAUUUGUGUGCUUUGUCGAGGGCAUUUGUUGACUGAAGGCUUUGUGUGGCCGAAGGCAUCAUGUGGCCGAAGGCAUCAUGUGGCUGAAGGCAUUGUGUGGCCGGAGGCAUCAUGUGGCCGAAGGCAUUGUGUGGCCGGAGGCAUUCUGUAAGCCGAAAGCAUCAUGUCGAGGGGAGUAGAUUGCCGUUGUGAUCUUGCCUCAGCUUGCUGUAGCUGAGAAAUAGAAAAUUUUUAACAUUUGCGUGUUUUGCCGAGGGGAGUCCCCCAGUCCCCCACUCCUUUUGCCGAGAGUUUCUCGAGGGAAACAGGAGUAGAGUGAUGCAUGCCUUCAGCAGGAGCUGUCGGGGGGUGAUGCCUUUUGUUCCACAAUGGGGAGAUGCCUCGUUAAAAAACCUCAUUAGGAAAAAACCCUGUGGGAAAAAAAAAUCCUAAUGAGGGGAAAAGAGUACACCGGAUGCCCCCAGAAUGAAGCAAAAGGAAUGCACCCUUCGACCUAGAUUUUUAAGCGGUGGUUGUGUCCGUCUGCCGAGGGGAUAUCGAAGACCAGCCUUAGAUCCUGCAUGAAAAAGCUGAGGAGCUUGUAAGGACCCCCCGUUAUCAAAUAAAGGUGACGGAGGGGUGCAAGGCUAGGUGGGCCUGUGUGAGAGCCCCUGGCAUCAAAUACAGAUGCCGGAGGGAUGGAGACCGAGGGGCCUGUGUGAUUGCCCCUGACAUCAAAUAAAUAUGCCGGAGGGGUGAAGGACGAGGGCCUGUAUGAUAGCCCCUGGCAUCAAAUAAAGAUGUCGAAGGGAUGAAAGCUAGGCUGAGGGGCCUGUAUGACAGCCCCUGGCAUCAAAUAAAGAUGCCAGAGGGAUGAAGGCCGAGGGACCUGUGUGAUUGCCCCCGACAUCAAAAAAAGAUGUGAGAGGGAUGAAGGCCGAUGGGCCUGUAUGAUAGCCUCUGGCAUCAAAUAAAGAUACCGGAGGGAUGAAGGCCGAGGUACCUGUGUGAUUGCCCCCGACAUCAAAUAAAGAUGCCGGAGGGAUGAAGGCCGAUGGGCCUGUAUGAUAGCCCCCGACAUCAAAUAAAGAUGCCGGAGGGAUGAAGGCCGAGGGACCUGUGUGAUUGCCCCCGACAUCAAAUAAAGAUGCCGGAGGGAUGAAGGCCGAUGGGCCUGUAUGAUAGCCCCCGACAUCAAAUAAAGAUGUCGGAGGGAUGAAGGUCGAGGGUCGUUGUGAUGUGGAAUCAUGCUGAGGCCGAGGGCCGUUGGUGAUGUGAGAUCACGCUAAGGCCAAAACCAUUAUGACAUAGGGUCAUGUUGAGGCCGAGGGCCGUCUGAUGUUGAGGCUGAGGGCCAUUGUGAUGUCCUCACGCUGAGGCCGAGGGCCGUUGUUGAUGUUGAGGCCGAGGGCCGUCUGAUGUUGAGGCUGAGGGCCAUUGUGAUUUGAAAUCACGCUGAGGCCGAGGGCCGUUGGUGAUGUUGAGGCCGAGGGCCGUUGUGAUGUGGAAUAACGCUGAGGCCGAGGGCCGUUGGUGAGGUGAGAUCACGUUAAUGCCAAAACCGUUAUGACAUAGAGUCAUGUUGAGGCCGAGGGCUGUCUGAUGUUGAGGCCGAGGGCCAUUGUGAUGUUGAGGCCGAGGGCCGUUGUGAUGUGGAAUCACGCUGAAGCCGAGGGCCGUUGUUGAUGUUGAGGCCGAGGGCCGUCUGAUGUUGAGGCCGAGGGCCAUUGUGAUGUGGAAUCAUGCUGAGGCCGAGGGCCGUUGGUGAUGUUGAGGCCGAGGGUCGUCCUGAUGUUGAGGCGGAGGGCCGUUGUGAUGUGGGAUCACGCUGAGGCCGAGGGCCGUUGGUGAUGUGAGAUCAUGCUAAGGCCAAAACCGUUAUGACAUAGAGUCAUGUUAAGGCCGAGGGCCGUCUGAUGUUGAGGCCGAGGGCCAUUGUGAUGUCCUCACGCCGAGGCCGAGGGCCGUUGUUGAUGUUGAGGCCGAGGGCCGUUCUGAUGCUGAGGUCGAGGGACGUUGUUGAUGUUGAGGCCGAGGGCCGUCUGAUGUUGAGGCCGAGGGCCGUUGUGAUGUGGGAUCACGCCAAGGCCGAGGGCCAUUGGUGACGUGGAAUCGAAUUGAGGCCGAGGGCCUUUCCUUGAUAGUUCCAGGAGUCCUCUGGGUGUAUGUUCCUUCUUUCAGGCAUCGACCGAGGGGUUGAUUACCCGCCUCGGCCGAAAGGAGGUCCAAGUGAUCCGUCCGGGGGUUCGUCUGUUUUUCCCCCGGCGCUGGGCCGUCCCUUGAUUGUGCCAGGAGGUCGUAUGUUAGUCCUCCUGAUGUGUGUUCCUUCUUCUAGGCUUCGGCCGAGGGGUUGAUUCCCCGCCUCGGCCGAAAGGAGGUCCAAGUGAUCCGUCCGGGGGUUCGUCUGUUAGUCCCCCGACGCUGGGCCGUCCCUUGAUUGUGCCAGGAGGUCGUAUGUUAGUCCUCCUGAUGUGUGUUCCUUCUUCUAGGCUUCGGCCGAGGGGGUUGCUUCCCCGCCUCGGCCGGAAGGGGGUCCAAGUGAUCCGUCCGGGGGUUCGUCUGUUAGUCCCCCGACGCUGAACCGUCCCUUAACCUUGGGGGGUCCCGUCGUCUAUUUACGGCGCGGGCUAGGCUUGGUCGGUUUCCGACGACUGCCGUUUCACCCCCAUGUUUGGGGAUUUCGUCACCUCAACCAUUCUUUCAGGCCUGUCGCCGUGCGUUGCGCGCCGGCGACGCGGCGAGCGUCCCGCUCCAAAAACCCGAGCCUUUUGCAGGCCCCUCGUCUUUAGAAACCAUCGGCCAUACCUGGGCAUUUGGCCUCGAAGGGGCCGAUAAGAUGUCUGGAUUGUGUUGUAGUUUACUUAAAUUCAUAGAAAUAAGCGGAAUACAAGGGGUGCGUUGUUUGACAACGGCUUUGUUAAGAUUCACCGCUCAAGGCCGAGGGCUCUAGGCCGAGGGGAUGGUAAUGUGCCUCGAGGUCGAGGGCCCAAGGCUGAGACUAACGCCGAAGGUGAGGAACAUGAUUAGCGGAGGUGGCGCUUCUUCGGCUGGGGCUCCUCGAACUCCUCUCCGUCACUGAGCCUCCCGAUUUCAUGUUUCUUUGUUGCGAUGUCCCCUUCUUCUUUAUCGGUGUUCUCCCCGGUGUUUUUCCUUGGGGCAUUUUUGAUGAAUUGGUGGAGCUCACCCCGUUGAAUUAAGAGUUCAAUAACCUUCUUUAACGAGACACAAUCGUCUGUAUUGUGGGAGGUGCUUUUGUGGUAACGGCAAUAAGUGCCGCCUUGGUGGAUGGCGUAGAUCUCCCUCGCCGACCGAGGGUCCUUGGGGAAAAGGUCCUGCUCUUCCGCAUAGUUGAGGAUAGUGCUCACCGGGUGCGUGAGGGGAGUCCUCGGCAUGUCCAGCCGAGGGCGCCAUUGGCGUUCGUUACGGCCCUGCUGGGUGUGGCUUCCAUGGUCUCAGCCUCCGACCGAGGGCACAUUUGGGGCCGACGUGUUGUUUAUCUUCUUCGAGGGCUGGCCCUCGUUCUUCUUGAAGGAGUGGAGGUCGUCGGCGUCGGCGUAUAGGCUCCCCCGCUAGAGUGCUCUGAGGUAUGAUCUUGGGGGGUCGGUGAUGAGGCUCCGUGCGUAGGGGCUGCUGCGGAGAACCCCCUGGAAGAGGACGAGGAGGGUACGCUCGUCGGCGCCCUCGACCUCGUCUGUCUCCUUCAUCCACCGGUCAAUGAAGGACCGAAGUGUUUCGUCAGGUUGUUGCUUGACGGAGAGGAGCUGGGAGAAGUGCUUUCUCGCGCGCUUCCUUCUGGCAAAAUGGGUGAGGAAGCGUUGGGCAAGAUCUUGCCAAGAGUCAAUGCUGCCCUCGGGCAAUCGAUUGAACCAUUCGUAUGCUGGUCCCUCCAAGGUGGAAAGGAACCAACGACAUAAGUAUUCAUCUGAUGCCCCCAUCAUCAUCAUGCUGUUUUGAUACCUGUUGUAGUGCUCCUGGGGGUCAGUUUUUCCUUCAUAGGGCUUGAUGAGUUGCCCUCGGUACUUUUCCGGGAUUUGGGCCGCCAAUACCCUUGGGGUGAAUGGCGUCCGGGUCCGGAGCUGGAUGAUGGGUUCCUCGGAGCCCUCGGCUACCUUCUUCUGUAAUUCCUCCAUUUUGGCCAUCAUGGCCUCGUAUUUGAGGUCUGAAUGAGGGGUGGAGGUGGUGGCGUGAGCUUUGUCGGCCUCCAUUUCAUCAAGUCGGCAUUGGAGGGCCGCAAUAAUUUCGUCCCGGGGGUCCUUCGGGAGGGUCUCCGCCCCCUGCGAACGAACCCGGGCAGAGUGGGCCUGGUUGAUCUGGUGGCGAGCAUCGUCGGCAUGAAGGGGUGCCUUGCCUUUGUCCCGAGGGGGACGCUCCUCGUCUGCCCUCGAGACAGACCCUCCGCUUUCUUGGGGCCCUCGGCGGUCUUGCCCCCCUCCGAGCCGGUUGAGGGCGGAAGUGCGGGGCCUUUCUCUGUUGUCAUUGUGGCGGUCCCAGGACUGAACUUCCUGGGAGGCCGUGUCUUGGGCCACUACCCCUUCGUCAUUCCUAACCCGAGGGAUGGGGUUUCCGAAGGGGUGUGGCAGAGGGGGAAGUACGAUGUUCUCCCCAACCUGGGGUUGAGCCGGAGCCAGGGUGCCGAAGGCACCCGGGUUCUGAGUUAACGUCUGGAUGAAGGCGGAGUGUGCCGAAUGAACGUCGAUGGUGAGGACCGGAGGGCUGACUUGGUCAUCGCUCCGGUUUUUCUUCUUGGCCUCGAUGCCGAGGCGGGCAUCGGGGGCAUUCUGCUUUAUAUGAAGGCGUAGGUCGACAGCCGCCUGUUCCAGCCCAGCGAUGACACCGCCCUCGGGAGCCUUGUGAGAGGCUUCGGGGGCGUUGACGUCGCCGAGGGCUAGGUUCUUGUCUUCUACGUUUUUGGAGUUGGCACGUGUUGUUCUCACCAUUUUGGUAGAGGGCUAGUGUUUGGCGAAGGGGGAGGGUUUCUUACUUGAUCGUUCGACCUCUCAAUGAGAGCACCAAAUGAUGGAUAGUGUACCCGGGGGGUAGCUUAUCCGAGGGGUUAUUGCGGAGAAUAACUAGAGAGAAGUCAGAGCAAACAAGUAAGAGAGAGAGUGUAUAUUCGAUAUGUAUUAAGUGUGGUUUACAAUGAGGGAAAGUGGUGCUAUUUAUAGUAGUAAUAAAUGCUAGAUAAGGACACGUGUCAGUUUUCUGGUGGUCGAGGGGUCACCUCGACCGGGGUGGCACUGGCACUCACAUGUGGCCGCAUUAAAUGCGGUGGUUGGAUGUGACGUUUGUACUUGGUACGGUGAUCCAGGCGCAUGUGAAGAGGAUAUUCUGUCGAGGUGGAUGCCUUCGGCUGAAGGGUGCUGGGCCGAAGGCUCUUCUAACCGAGGGUUCGUACCUGCCGAGGGCUGCAGGUGCCGAAGGCUUGGUUUUCAAGCCUUGUUCUCCUGUGAUGCCUCUUCUAACCGAGGGCUCCUACCUGCCGAGGGCUGCAGGUGCCGAAGGCUUGGUUUUCAAGCCUUGUUCUCUUGUGAUGCCUCUUCUAACCGAGGGCUCCUACCUGCCGAGGGCUGCAGUUGCUGAAGGCUUGGUUUUCAAGCCUUGUUCUCGUGUGAUGCAUCUUCUAACCGAGGGCUCCUACCUGCCGAGGGCUGCAGUUGCCGAAGGCUUGGUUUUCAAGCCUUGUUCUCCUGUGAUGUUUCUGAGCUCGAUUCCGUCACUGGUAGCCUUCGGCCAUGGGGCCGAAGGCACCCCUUUAUGUAUUGUGGGCUGCUUAGAGCUCCAUUUUUCUGGGCUUGGCCCAUUUGGGCUUGUUGGGCCUGAUUGUAGUAGAGGAAGUAUGUGGGCCGGGGGUCCCUGGGCCAUAUACUCCAUCAAUACAGUAUGUAUCAUCGGAUGAAUGAGUCACAUAUAUAUAUGUAUCACCCUAUUUUUGGGUCUCGUGUCUGAAACAUUAGUUAUUCUUCAUAUAGCCUGUUUGUCACUAGUACUUCUAUGGAGUACUGACCUCUCCGGGGGCCCUCACAUUUUUCAGGUUGAGGCUAGAGUCCUACUACAUGCACCUUUGCCUAGGGUGAUCCUUCGAGGAGGAAGACGUGGUUCGUGCUCCCAUUCGUAUUUUUGAAAUCUAUAAACUGCUAAUGGAUUUUUGAACAAUGUCUUCAUUAAAACAGUUGGGGGCCUGCGUGCCCGUGUUUGCCACGUGUGGCUAAGUAUCAAACAUAUUAUUAUUUCCGCAUUUGUUUGACUAUGAUAUUGAUGUUGAUUGUAUGUGUUUACUAAUCGAUUUGGCAAUAGAAUCAAUCGGACGCCUUGUACAAUUCAAUAGGGAUGAAAUGUUGUUGUUCUUAUCGAGUUGUACGACGGUCGUCUACGUGGCUCAGAUGCGGUCCGGGGCGUGACACUUUUAAACGGUUAUAAUCCA